GUGACGCCACUUCCGGGCCGGCCCUCCGGAACCUUCUGACUGGCGUCGGCGCCCCUGUCACCGCCGCGUCGCGGGCAUGGAACCCCCAACUCUGUAAAUGGCACCACCAUACACCCUGUUAUGCCUGCUCAAAACCUGGAAAUCAUCCUUCACAUGUUCCUCUUCUCAACUCCUGAGCUAGUCUAGGAAGACUAGUGCUUUCAUGAAUGAUGUCUUAUGGAAUCUUCACAACCACCCUGGGAAGUGAUUUCAGAAAGUAUGGAUAUACUCUUCAGAAUCAGAGGAGGCCUUGAUUUGGCUUUUCAGCUAGCUACUCCUGAUGAAAUUUUUCUCAAGAAGGCACUGAAACAUGUGUUGAGUGACCUGUCAACCAAGCUCUCUUCGAACGCUCUCGUGUUCAGAAUUUGCCACAGUUCAGUGUAUAUAUGGCCUAGCAGUGACAUAAACACCAUUCCUGGAGAACUGACUGAUGUUUCUGCUUGUAAGAACAUACUGCGCUUUAUUCAACUUGAGCCAGAAGAAGAUAUAAAACGAAAAUUCAUGAGAAAGAAAGACAAAAAGUUAUCAGACAUGCAUCAAAUAGUAAAUAUAGAUCUUAUGCUGGAAAUGUCAACCUCCCUGGCAGCUGUAACACCCAUCAUUGAAAGGGAAAGUGGAGGACACCAUUAUGUUAAUAUGACUUUACCUGUCGAUGCAGUUGUAUCUGUUGCUCCAGAAGAAACAUGGGGAAAAGUUCGUAAACUUCUAGUUGAUGCAAUUCAUAAUCAACUAACUGAUAUGGAAAAAUGCAUUUUGAAAUAUAUGAAAGGAACAUCUAUUGUGGUCCCUGAACCACUGCACUUUUUAUUACCAGGGAGAAAAAAUCUUGUAACAAUAUCAUAUCCUUCAGGAAUACCAGAUGGUCAGCUGCAGGCUUACAGAAAGGAGUUACAUGAUCUCUUCAAUCUGCCUCAUGACAGACCCUAUUUCAAAAGGUCUAAUGCCUAUCACUUUCCUGAUGAGCCAUACAAAGAUGGUUACAUUAGAAAUCCACAUACUUAUCUUAACCCACCUAACAUGGAGACUGGCAUGGUUUGUGUGGUCCAGGGCAUAUAUGGUUAUCAUCAUUAUAUGCAGGACCGGAUAGAUGACAAUGGCUGGGGCUGUGCUUACCGAUCUCUGCAGACCAUCUGCUCUUGGUUCAAACAUCAGGGAUACACAGAGAGGUCCAUUCCAACACACAGAGAAAUCCAGCAGGCUCUGGUUGAUGCCGGCGACAAACCAGCAACAUUUGUCGGAUCACGGCAAUGGAUUGGAUCUAUUGAGGUGCAGCUGGUACUAAACCAAUUGAUUGGUGUCACUUCAAAAAUACUGUUUGUCAGCCAAGGUUCAGAAAUGGCCUCUCAAGGACGGGGACUGGCUAAUCAUUUCCAAAGCGAAGGAACUCCAGUUAUGAUCGGGGGAGGAGUUUUGGCCCACACAAUACUAGGAGUUGCAUGGAAUGAGAUUACAGGGCAGAUAAAGUUUCUGAUUCUAGAUCCACAUUAUACAGGUGCUGAAGACCUGCAAGUUAUUUUGGAAAAGGGCUGGUGCGGAUGGAAGGGCCCAGACUUUUGGAACAAGGAUGCAUACUAUAACUUAUGUCUUCCUCAGCGACCAAAUAUGAUUUAAAAUAUAUGAUUGAAGACUGCAGUAGAGUGGUAGAGUGGUAUUAUAAAUUGGUGGAUAAAGAAUCAGUUUAAUUUCACAUUAAAUUCUGGUUUUAGUUUGACGGUUUAAACUAUGACCUUUUUCAAAGGUUGUAAAUACUGCACAGAGAAUGUAUUUUUCAGACAUCCCUUUAAUGACUUAAAAGACAAAGCAUACACAACCAGCAUAUUAUAGGCAUGUAAAUACAUGUGUUCUUAAAUGGAUCUUCACUUGGAAGAAAGAUUUCCUCCUUCUCAGAAGGCGUUUAGACACAUAUGGUAAGCAAAAAGCUGGAGCUCAUACGUCUGCAUGAAAUGAAGGCGUUUCUUCAGACAUCUUCAUAACCCACGUGACAUCUGUUUUUAAAAAACGUAUUAACAUUAAAAACUUUUUUUAAAAAAAGAGUUUUAUCCCCAAACUUCUACCACGCAGGCACAUUUUUGGUCUCCAGACUCUAUAAGUACAACCAGUAUUACAAUGUCACUAGAAUAAUAAAUGCUAUGCACGCAAGAGAUCACGGAGGAACAGAGCGGCAGCUCGGAGUCACUUACCAACACUUCCUCUUCCCACUGAUAUUUUCCACACUUCCAAAACUUCGUUUCUGUCUGAGCACAGGAGCACAGUCAUCCCUGUCAGAGUGUUCACUUGAUUUUUUUGUCUGCGUACAUUUAAUUGUUGUAAGAAACUUGGCACAUUCUGGAAAUCCACAUGACCAAGCAAGAUCUUCAGCUGUUUGCCCAUCCUUGUUACAUAAACUGAAAAUAUGAUAAAAAUUGAGUUAAAUGAAAAACUGAA
This is a messenger RNA of Sapajus apella (tufted capuchin), 2463 nucleotides long. RefSeq names its product UFM1 specific peptidase 2 (gene UFSP2). NCBI's taxonomy places the organism in Eukaryota, Metazoa, Chordata, Mammalia, Primates, Cebidae. The coding region runs from base 217 to 1650 and encodes 477 amino acids. The record is from RefSeq and is a predicted model, not a curated record. The transcript has 13 exons.